AUGGCAUCCGAAGAGACCCAGCCACAGCAACCAGAAAUUCUCCAGUCGUCCCUGACUCAGCCGCUUGUUCCAUCAGCCAACUUUCCAAAACGCAAGCCUGUGCCCGCCGCUCAAGAGCCAAUUGUCAAGGAGGUUUCCACUGCGAAUGAUCAUGGUUAUGAGCAAACCCAACAGUUAGGGGCAGACCCGGAGAAAUCUCCGGAAGCUACCACAUGGGAUUCGCAGAGAAAUAAUAAUGCCUCUCGAAGGAAGGUUUUCUUACCCACUCUCUCGCUCGUUGUGUUCGACAAGGUCCGUCUGGGCCCACUCGAGAGAUAUCUACCACAGGAGCCGCGUAAGCGGCGCUACACCAUGGCUGGAAUAUUUGCUGGCCUUUUUGCGGCUUUGCUUGUGCUCAUCAUUGGGCUUGCUGUAGGACUUACCGUGAACAAAAAAACACAGAAUCUGCCUUUGCCAACUUCACAUGGUGGGCCUUAUACUGGCGACCUGACAUAUUAUGCACCUGGACUGGGCGCAUGUGGCAUUACUUCCUCGUCGUCCGAUAGUAUCUGUGCUGUAUCUCACUUAGUUUUUGAUGCCGCCCAAACCGGAUCCAACCCUAAUGCAAACCCACUCUGUGGACUAAAGAUACGACUUCGGAGAAACGAUGAGAGUGUCGAUGUGACCAUAGUUGACCGUUGUGUUGGCUGCGAGGCGACAGACAUCGAUACGACGACAUCAGUGUUUAGCGAACUAGCUGAUAUUGACCAAGGCCGCGUGACAGUAGAAUGGGCUUGGUUAGAGAGUUCUCCAGUAAACGUCACAAAUCUGUCAAAGUAG
Talaromyces atroroseus is the source of this 819-nucleotide messenger RNA. RefSeq lists its product as hypothetical. Lineage: Eukaryota; Fungi; Ascomycota; Eurotiomycetes; Eurotiales; Trichocomaceae. The transcript is spliced from 2 exons. The record is from RefSeq and is a predicted model, not a curated record. Bases 1 to 819 code for a protein of 272 amino acids.